Messenger RNA from Microplitis mediator, 2838 nucleotides. Its product is annotated as mesoderm induction early response protein 1. Gene Ontology annotation, molecular function: transcription corepressor activity; histone deacetylase binding. The transcript has 5 exons. The record is from RefSeq and is a predicted model, not a curated record. The coding region runs from base 385 to 2418 and encodes 677 amino acids. Gene Ontology annotation, biological process: negative regulation of transcription by RNA polymerase II. Gene Ontology annotation, cellular component: nucleoplasm. NCBI's taxonomy places the organism in Eukaryota, Metazoa, Arthropoda, Insecta, Hymenoptera, Braconidae.
GGCUCUAGGUUGCGCCAUUUAUCGAUGGUUAUGGUUUGGCAUCGAAAAAAAUUUCAAGUGUGUGUAGUUUGUGUGUAAUUGUAAUAAGAAGCGCGAUGAAUCGAUGCAACAACUAGCGUUCCCCGCGCGCAACGAUCAUGUACAUUGACGGAGUCUGAUAAUUUUGUAAAUCUACUGAUGCGCUGAUGAACUCUCGCGACAAAAGUGGACUGCGUAUUGAGUGGUGAGACUUUGAGAUUUUAACCUGGAGAUACUUUGACGCAGGAACGUCAGACGGUGACGGAGACGGGAGACAGUGUUGUGAAUAACAACGUUUGUGUUUUGAUAUGUUUGUGGGUGACAAACAGCUGCUGUUUAAUGACGCGGUGAUUUAUUAUACACAAGAUGCUCCAAGACUCCAGGUCCCCGAGAACGAACCCAGCCAGUGGUGCUGGUGCUGCCAGUGUUGGCAAGACAAUUACCAGAAGAAUGACAGGGAAUGGAUGCUCCAAAAGAUCGGAUCGUACUUUCGAAUUGGGUCCGUCCUCGGACUUGAUAAUGAACGAUUUUGACGACGAGCGAACUUUAGAUGAAGAGGAAGCUAUGGAAGGAAGUGAAGAUUCACACAAUGAACUGUCAAAUUUGCAAAAAGAAGGAGAUAUGCCGUUGAAUGAGUUACUGGCUAAGUACGGGUACAAUCAUACGUCAACGGACAAUUCAAAUAGUUCUGAUCAGCUGGUACUGAUUCGAGAUGCUGAUGAACCUGAGUCUGCUUUGAAUCCUGAUAAAGCGGAUGAUAAUGAAGCAGAGGAGUUUGAUGAUGAAGCGGAGGAGGAAGAAGAUGAGGACGAUGGCGAUGAUGAUGAGGAUGACGAAGAUGAAGAUGAUGACGAGGAUGCCAGUGUAAGACGAAAAAUAGCCAACAAGUCGCAGCCGAGUCUUCGACAAUUUUACACUGAAAUGGUGAAGAAAAAAGAGGCCGAGCGGUUGAAUGAAAUUGGCGCCAAGUCUACUAAUGCGCGUCAUUCAGGAACUACUGGAGAUAGACAUCGAGAUGAUGGUUUCUGUGGUGUCUCCUAUGGGAAUGUCAAUAGAGACGCUGGCGAUGGACUAGUCAGUGGUCCCGGUGGCGAUGCUCCACCUGACGGGGAAGGUGGCGGGGAUGCUGGAAAUAAUGCUCACAGUGGGGGUGGAGAUGACAACGACAAUGGCGCUGGUAGGCCUGCCGAUGAGGAAGAUGACGACGAAGAGGACGACGAGGAAGAGGAUGACGACGAAGACGGCGAGGGCACAGUCGCACGUGAAGUUGGAGUCAGCAGUGUCGGCAGUGGAAAUGCUGGCGGUGGCUCAUCGCGACUUCUUCGAAGUGUCUCGCGUCCUCAGAGUGAGGAAGAAGACGACGACUGUGAUUAUAGCCCCGACGAAGAGGAAUGGAAAAAAACAAUUAUGGUUGGUAGUGAUUACCAAGCUACGAUUCCAGAAGGUCUUUGUCGUUAUGAUGACGCUUUGCCCUACGAAAACGAAGACAAAAUUUUAUGGAAUCCUACUUAUAUACCAGAAGACGCGACCGAAGAGUUCCUUGAACGCGCGCAAUUGCCUACGAAUAAAGGAACCUCUAUGCCCGCUGGUCCCCACAUCCGAGAUGACGAACAGGCUCUGUAUCUACUGCUGCAGUGCGGAUAUAAUCUUGACGAAGCUCUCAGAAGACGGAGAAUGAACGUACUGCCGCCGACAGACGCGAUAAGUCUCUGGUCUGAAGAAGAGUGUCAUAACUUUGAAUCAGGACUGCGAGCUUACGGCAAAGAUUUUCAUCUUAUCCAAAAAAAUAAGGUAAGAACAAGAUCUGUUGGUGAGCUUGUUCAAUUUUACUACUUGUGGAAAAAAACUGAAAGACACGAUAUAUUUACUUACAAAGCGCGACUUGAAAAAAAAAAAUACGCACUUCAUCCGGGUAUCACCAGAGACUAUAUGGACAGAUUCCUAGAGGAACAAGAGGGAGUUCGUGACAGAAGCAGUUCCCCAAACGUCAACUGUUUGAUUCACGGGGAUGCCAAACGACAGCGGAGUAACGCGAACAUGACGAACAAUCACAACGAGGGUGGAAAAUCAACAGAAUCGUGGGACGGCGCCACGAGCGAGGAUCCACUGGGUGAUGCCAACAGUACAGACUCCGUUUCAGCCACGGUAACGUCACCUCCAUCGUCGCUUUUACCUCCUCCUGCUCCACCACCUCUUGUCUCUUCUGCUCCAGCAUCUGCACCAUUACUGUCAUCAUCAUCAUCAUCGCCACCAUCAUCUUCGUCAUCAAAUGUUUUGUCUACACCCCCCGCACCUCAACUAAACCCUCCACCCGUUCCUCAAAAUCAUGAGACUCCUCAUGAUUACCCGCCACCUCUACCACCGUCAUCAGACAACGUUUUGUCCCACUUACCGCCUUAGCGUUUGUCAUUAUUUUUAUGCUUUAAAUUGUUGGAUAGCCAAUUUAUUUUUGGACCCAUCAUUACCUCUCAGCCGUUGCCAUUGUCCUUUGUUUCACCAACGUCCUCAUCAUUGUUUUCACACAUAAUUAAGUAACCCUCACACUAAAUAAUUGUUCAUAAAAUCAUUAUACAGCAUAAAUAUAUGUUACAACUAUUGCUAGUACAUAAAUUACUGCUACUCUAAUUAAAUAUAAAUUCAACAAUCAUUGAAACAUAAAAAGUAAACAGAGCUACGGCAAUGUGAAGACAAGCAUGAUAUUCUUUAGCACUUCGAAUUAUAUUUUUCUACUGUAUCGUAUAAAAAAACAAAAAAAAAAAAAAAAAUUAGAUAAAUUACGUCUAGCAUGACAGGAAAAAUCGGUUUACUUGCUUUCAAAAA